Messenger RNA from Pimephales promelas (fathead minnow), 3488 nucleotides. RefSeq names its product sterile alpha motif domain-containing protein 9-like. Lineage: Eukaryota; Metazoa; Chordata; Actinopteri; Cypriniformes; Leuciscidae. The record is from RefSeq and is a predicted model, not a curated record. Gene Ontology annotation, cellular component: cytoplasm.
GUUGGUCAGGGAAUAUUGCAAUGAGGCAGGAGACAGUCUUGGCUUAUAAUAGAAAUGAAAAAAGCUUGGUUUCGGUUUUGAAAAAGGUGUCUGCUGAUGAAUCAUUCUGAUUAUACCACCAUUAUAUCCUAUACUUGAGAAUUGUACUACUCUAGAUUGUUAUUAAUACAUAAAACAAAAACAAAAAAUAGAGCUCAUUUGUGGAACCUAAAAACCUUAUCUAAGACCAUGUCAAAGUGAUUUUACUCCAUUUCUGGUUGUUUUGUUCUCCUUCAGCCAUUAUGUCUUUAUUCUGCUAGGUAUCUUGAUCUCCUUCUCCGUGGCACUGGAAUAAGGACUCAAUACCAAUUUGAAACACUCCUCACACAAAUAUCCCCAUUCUAAUUGGACAGAAAAGCAUAAAUAAAAGUGAUAAUGUACACCAUUCCUUCAUUCGAACCCAGCUCUGAAAAGAGGGAUGCAACCGCAAUUCCAACUAACCUCAGAGAUUCACUAUCAUGCCUCGACGUUGUGUGGUCCGAUAUGUUUGAGACUGGAGACUCAGCGAUUGACUUCAUGAAGCUUGAGACUGAUUUUCUUAAAGGAGCGCCUCCACAGUGGCUGAGCUUCAGCACACCAGAGAGCUCACCGUUUGUGGAAAGGGAUUGCUUUACAGAUUUAAUUCAGUUAAUUGAGAGGAAGAAAAGGAAAAGGUGUCUGAUCUCGGAAGUUUCUUUACCGUACCAGCCUGGCAGUGGAGGCUCAACCCUCGCCAUGCAAGUGCUUUGGCAUUUCCACAAAGACCUCAGAUGUGCCAAAGUCAUCCAGUCAGAUUUAGACGAUAAAAAGCUGCCGAAACAAGUGGUGGACCUUUUUCUCCUGUCUAAUGAACAACAUGCAAAACACGAUCAGAAAACCGUGCUGCUUUUGCUGGACACCAAGGAAGACUCAAACAAUGAUCAGCCAAUCAAGAACUCUCUCUGGAACAACCUGAUUGGUGAAAUGCGGGACAGGGACGUCAAUACAGACACCCCAGCUGUGAUCAUUUUACACUGUCGAACUACAACUGUUCGAGCGACAGGCAAUGUGGAGAUUACAAUGAUGCUCUCUCCAAGCGAGAAAAAGAGGUUUGAUCAAAAAAAACAGGAGCUGAAGGAGAAAUACAAGACAAAGUCAGAGACCUUCCAUGCCUUCAACAUAAUGCAGGGAGGUUUCCGGAAGGAGGACGCCGAGAAACUGAUCACAGCAGAAAUGAAGGAAUAUGUGCAAAAGAAUCCAACGUCCAAAAGCACAAGACUUCUCAGCUUUUUGGCUUUGAUAAACUCAUACGUCCCAGGCUCACACUUGUCGAAGCUUUCGUGCGAGGAAUUCACCGCACAAACAGACCGUCCCUCCGAUGAGGCUAACCUCCCACUGGAAACGAUAAUGAAGCCUUUCAUGAAUCUCAUAGUCAUAUUCUCAGAAGGAAAACCAAAAACCGACUGCAUACGCAUGGCACAUCCAAUGAUUGCGGAUGCGUGUGUAAAUAUGCUCACCGAGCACAAACUGACAAGAUUUGACAUCGCUUCCGACUUCUUGCGAAACAUGGUCAAAGGAAAGGAGGGAGAGUACAUGCGAAUUUGCAAGAGAUUGUUAAUCAAAAGGGACGACCCGGAAAAACACAGGUUUUCCAGACUGAUUCAUCGCCUCAAGAUGGGUCACACGAAAUGCAUUUGUUUGUUGGAGCUGGGUUCAGAUUUGUUCACCAAUGACCCUGUCUAUCCUCAAACACUUGCGCGUUUCUAUUACAUUGAGGUAAACAAAUUUGAUAAGGCAGAAAUCUGGGCAAAAAAGGCCAUUGACAGAGCGCCCAAAAAAUCUCACAUCAUGGAUACACUCGGGCAAGUUCACAAAAGCCACUUGCGGACCAUUCUUGCAGAAAACACACGCACAGACACAGACACAGACAAGGUUGUGCAUAUUGCAAACUCUGCCAUCAAAGCAUUUAAAGAGGAAGGAGAAGCAGCAGAAGUCGAGUCAGAAGACAUCUCCAGUUUCAAUAACAGGGGCAAAUUCGGAUAUCUCCAGGUUUGCAAGGACAUCUAUGAUUUAAGUGCAAAAAACCCUCUCGAACAAAAAUACAGUGGAUUCAUCAGUGGUCUCAGAGGUGACGUCGAGGAGAGAUAUGAUUUCUUUGAAUGGUACCUGGCAUUCUCAAGACCAAGGAUCAAUAAACAUGACCCGAACUACCUUCAUGAUGACAUUGAAGAGUGCUACAAGCGAUACUUUGAAACGCCAACUCGUGAAGACAGCCUGAAUGAGAAAAAAAUGAAGUCUUUUGCCGGACUACUUCACUUCCCCAAAUCUGAUAUUAGUGUGCUUAAACGAAAUCUGAGUGCAUUUCAAAAUCCACAAUCUGAUGACGAAACCCAGAACAUUCUCUACGUUUCCGCCAACAUCAUCCUGAGUGUGUUUGAUGAGCAGUCUGAUAAAGUCGAGGAGCUCCAGGCCAGCUUGCAGAAACUCUGGCAGAGCAAAGAGGAACGCAGAGACCCAGAGUUUUACCUCUUGAUUCUUCUGCUCUUUUGGUUUGAUGAGGCACAGACGAGAAUCCCAAACCCUCCAGACCUGAUCAAAUGUGUCCGAUAUAUGCACGAUUCAUAUGAGAAGAACUAUCAGAAAUACCUCCGCGGACGCUACCUGGUGCCUUUGCUUUUCUUUGGGGAAGGGACUGGUUUGCAGAGACUGGUUCACAGCUCACAACUACAUCCGGAUGAUUCUCCUGGCGAGUUGGAGCUCCUGUUAGAAAAAGGUGGAGUUAAUCGUCUCAAGCGGAUCAGCGGGACGGUCGAGGAGAAACAAAAAGUGUUUGCUAUUAGAGACGGGAAACAGAUUCAAGUCACUCCUCACAAACCGGCCAGUGUUUACAAACAAGGCGAGGUGUCUUUCUACCUCGGCUUUAAUAUCAGAGGACCCGUUGCCUUCAACAUCACAUACACAUGAAGUAAAGUAUCUGAUGCUAGUUCAUGGAUUAUCACAUAAACACAUGUGCAUUGACCCUGGAAAUGCUCAACAGUGACUAAAGACUGAGAGAGAGAGAGAGAGAGAGAGAGAAACUUUCCCAUCAGGCUAAAAGACUGCACAAUAAUGAUGCAACGUUUACCAAAUCAUGUUUAUGUAAUAUUCAGUAAUAGUUAUAUUUGAAUUGUAUGAUUUAACUGCUUUAACUGAUUCUCCGAACUCAAAUAUUACAAAUCUUGUCUUGAGAUCUUUUAGAAAAAAAUCACAAGUUUAUGUAAAGUAUGAUGCAUAAUUUAGACAUUUUAUGAGGUAAAGAACGUGUUAAGGAAGAGAGGGGAAAUUAAAAAAAUAUUAGUUAAUAUUAUUAUGCUGGUGGUGGGUUGGUAAGUUCAAACUAUUUUAAUUGUUUAUACAGCUAGAGAAAAUUGACAUUUUAGACAUUUGAGAUGCAUUUAUUAUUUGCUGCAGUGUGUCUAUAUAUGUAUUUCAAUAAAAGUUAUAUUACAGUA